AUGAAUUAAUAAAAACAUUUUUUCUAAAAACUAGAAGAUUUUGAAAACUCUUAGCUUUAGUCUCAUUAAACUCUCCAAAUUCUUCUUAAUGGAGAAGAUUUAAGUGAGGAAGAUGUAAAAGGUUUAGGUUUUGCUUUAGAAAAGUGCACUAAUCUGUCAAAUUUGGCACUUGGUCUUGGUGGAAGUUCAAUUAAUUCAAUUGGAGUAUCAGACUUAAGUUCUGGUAUAGCAAAGUGCACUAAUCUCUAAAAUUUAAUGCUUGAUCUUAGUUCGAAUUAAAUUGAUGAUAUUGGUGCAUCGAGAUUAAGUACUACUUUAUAAAACUGUAAAAAUCUUUCAAAUUUGAUGCUUGAUCUUGGUUAUAAUUAUUUAAGUGAAUAAGGCUAGUCAUGGUUAUUUUUAGCUUUAUCACACUGCACUAACCUCUCGAAUUUAAAGCUUUGUUUUAGUUAUAAUUUAAUUGGUAAUAAAUGUGCUUUAAGCUUCUGUUCUGCUUUAGCAAAGUUGAAUAAUCUCUAAAAUUUGAAACUUGAUCUUGUUGGAGGUUUAAUAAAUAGAUCACAAAAAUUCAAGUUAAAGAGCAAGUGCUUUAAAUCAAGAAGAUUGGUUAUCUUUGAAAUAAAAUUAUGA
Molecule: messenger RNA, 630 nt
Organism: Tetrahymena thermophila SB210
Lineage: Eukaryota; Ciliophora; Oligohymenophorea; Hymenostomatida; Tetrahymenidae
Exons: 8
Source: RefSeq, a predicted model, not a curated record